GCUGCUGCUCCUGCUACUGCUCCGGGAAACCGGAGCUCAGGAUGUGCGAGUUUUGGUGCUCCCUGAGGUUCGGGGCCAACUGGGGGCCACCGUGGAGCUGCCGUGCCACCUGCUGCCACCUGCCCCAGAAGUGCGUGUCUCACAGGUGACCUGGCAGCGCCUGGAUGCAGCCGGGGGCAGCGAGAGCGUGGCUGUCUUCCACCCUUCGUACGGUCCCAGCUUCCCCAGCCCGCGGCCCGGCAAGGAGCGGCUGUCCUUUGUCACCACUGGCCAGAACACCGGAGCCCGGCAAGACACAGAGACAGAGCUGCGGGACGCCACGCUGGCCCUGCGGGGGCUGACGGUGGAGGAUGAGGGCAACUACUCGUGCGAGUUUGCCACCUUCCCCAAGGGGCCCGUCCGGGAGGUGACCUGGCUCAGAGCCAUAGCCCAGCCCCAGAACCACGCUGAGGCACAGGACGUCAUGCUCAGCCUGGAGCCUGUGCCCGUGGCCCGCUGCGUUUCCACGGGGGGACGCCCACCCGCCCGAAUCUCCUGGUUCUCACCCCUGGACGGGGAGGCCAGAGAGACCCAAGUGGCAGGGCCUGUGCCUGGCACAGUCCCCGCCCCCAGCCGCUUCACUUUGGCACCCACGGGUCAAGACAAUGGUGUCAAGGUCACCUGCAAAGUGGAACACGAGAGCUUCAAGGAGCCCGCCCUGCUUCCCGUGACCCUCUCUGUGCGCUACCCCCCAGAGGUCUCCGUCUCCGGCUAUGACGACAACUGGUACCUGGGCCGAAGCGAGGCCACCCUGAACUGUGACGUUCGCAGUAACCCAGAGCCCACGGGCUAUGACUGGAGCACGACGUCUGGCGUCUUCCCGGCCUCCGCAGUAGCUCAGGGGCCCCAGCUGAUCAUCCACUCGGUGGACAGGCUGGGCAACACCAUCUUCAUCUGCACCGUCACCAAUGCCGUGGGCACAGGCCGCGCGGAGCAGGUCGUCCUGGUCCGAGACACUCCCCGGGCCUCGCCCCGAGACAUGGGUCCGCUGGUGUGGGGGGCCGUGGGAGGGACACUGCUGGUGCUGCUGCUUCUGGCUGGGGGGUCCUUGGCCUUCAUCCUGCUGAGGGUGAGGAGGAGAAGGAAGAGCCCUGGCGGAGGAGAAGGAGAAGGCGACGGGGGAUCCUUCGAUCCGAAAACUCAGGUGUAUGGGAAUGGGGGAUCCAUCUUCUGGACACCCACAGCCUCUGGGCCCCUGAGGCCGGAUGGCAAGGAUGAGCUGGAGGAGGAGAAGGAGGAGGAGGAAGAGGAGAAGGCAGAGAAAGGCCUCAUGCUGCCGCCGCCCCUGGCCCUGGAGGACGACAUGGAGUCCCAGCUGGACGGCUCCCUCAUCUCUCGGAGGGCUGUUUACGUGUGACCUGGAGACAGACAGACAGAGACAGAGACAGAGACGGGGAGAGGGCUGAGCCCUCCCCCACGGCGGCAUGGCCAGCCCAGGAGUUCAGACUGGUUGGACCUGUUUGCCUGGAUGACACUGGAGUUGGAGCCACCUCCCACCUCCCCGGGACUGGGAGGGAGGUGGGAGCACACACUGGAUUCCGUCUUCAGGGCCGCAUGGGGAAGGGAGCCCCCACAGCCCCCGCAGCUCGGCAGUGGGAGUCAGAGAGGACCCCCCCAGAGACUUGUUUCUGGCUGCAGCCUGCCCCUGGCCCCAUGACACUCAGGAGUUAAUAAAUGCCUUGGAGGAAAA
Tupaia belangeri chinensis (Chinese tree shrew) is the source of this 1729-nucleotide messenger RNA. It is a transcript of the gene NECTIN2, whose product is annotated as nectin cell adhesion molecule 2. Gene Ontology annotation, cellular component: plasma membrane; apical junction complex; focal adhesion. The record is from RefSeq and is a predicted model, not a curated record. Gene Ontology annotation, biological process: acrosome assembly; coreceptor-mediated virion attachment to host cell; positive regulation of mast cell activation. NCBI's taxonomy places the organism in Eukaryota, Metazoa, Chordata, Mammalia, Scandentia, Tupaiidae. Gene Ontology annotation, molecular function: cell adhesion molecule binding.